AUGCACACUGAUUCUCCAUCAUUGGUUGUUGGUGGUGAUGAUGAGUCUGAAGUCACAGGUGCCUUGGUUGAACCAGUUGUUGAUCCACAUGUAACAGCCGUUUGGGGGAAGAAUGUCACCCUGAAAUGCAUAAUUGAAAUAAAUGGAACAAUAACACAAAUCUCAUGGGAGAAGAUGCAUGGUAAAAGUAAACAGACCAUUGCUGUUCAUCAUCCUAAAUAUGGGUUUACUGCUCGAGGAGACUACCAAGGAAGAGUGUCACUUAAGAACCACUCACUUACUGAUGCAACUAUCACCCUAAACAAUAUAAGCUUUUCUGAUUCAGGAGAAUAUAUAUGCAAAGCAGUUACAUUCCCACUAGGAAAUACUCAGUCAUCAACAACCGUAACUGUAUUAGUUGAACCCAUUGUGAGCCUAACAAAGGGACCAAACUCUUUAAUAGAUGGUGAAAAUCAGACAGUAGCAGCCAUUUGUACAGCAGCCACUGGAAAACCUGCUGCAGAUAUUGAUUGGGAAGGUGGGCUUGGAGAAGUGGAAUCCAGUUGUACUUUAUUUCCAAAUGAAACCAUGACAGUUGCCAGUCAGUACAAACUCAUACCCACCAGAUUUUCCAGAGGAAGAUUCAUAACUUGUGUUGUGAGGCAUCCGGCUUUGGAAAAGGAGCUGAGAUAUCCUUACACAUUGGACAUACUAUAUGCGCCUGAAGUUUCAGUAAGUGGGUAUGAUGGAAACUGGUUCAUUGGAAGAGAGCAUGUUCAGCUCCAGUGUAAUGCUGACGCAAAUCCACCACCCACGGAAUUUACAUGGACCAGGUUGGAUGGGCAAUGGCCUGAAGGUUUAAUGUCUUCAAAUAAUAGUCUGCAUUUCAACAGUCCGUUGACUUACAAUUAUGCUGGGACUUACGUCUGUAAGGUGACCAAUUCCCUUGGACAAAGAAGUGAUCAACAGACGAUCUACAUUUUAGACUAA
Molecule: messenger RNA, 969 nt
Organism: Mauremys mutica (yellowpond turtle)
Lineage: Eukaryota; Metazoa; Chordata; Testudines; Geoemydidae
Product: nectin-3-like
Exons: 7
Coding region: 1-969 (322 amino acids)
Biological process (GO): symbiont entry into host cell; heterophilic cell-cell adhesion; homophilic cell-cell adhesion
Cellular component (GO): adherens junction; apical junction complex
Source: RefSeq, a predicted model, not a curated record